AGUAGCAGAGUCUGUUGACAUUUUUGUUUCUCAGGCCGUAGGUGGGUGUGCAGCAGCCAGUAGAAGGUUGCCGAUCGUCCAAGUGAGUCCAGCCGAGGCAAAAAGUGGAUCAGAAAAGUGAAAAAAUGGCAAAGCACGGACUGGAGAUGAUUGCGUUCGCUCUGCAACUUGCCACUUGCUUCUUGCUGCUGCCGACCGAUGCCUACGACUCGUGUCGGGCCGACGAGCAUGCGGGGUCCGUGCUCACAGAACUCCUUGCACCGUACUGGGAGUUUAUCCGACCCGGCCCUGAGGCGCAGAAGGAACUUGCGCACGCCGAGUCUGUCGGCGUCAAACUCAGAUGGCUCGUGGAAAAGGCGCUAGAGAAGCGAAUACCCAGGGGUCGCGGCAUUCCCUGGCCGGAGGAGCGAGCAAUCAUGCUACGAAACCGGGGGCUUAUGGGAGAAGGCGAAGCGGGCAUGGUCGUACCACGGAACAAGGAAGGGACUUCUGGCGGCAGACCUUUGGUUUCUUCAGAUCCGCGCAGAGAAAAUGCGGAGAGAGAGGCCUGGUUGGUUACAAACGAAGAUGUGGCUUGUGCGUUUCAUGAGGGCAUCGCCCUUCAGCAGCUGUGCGAGACGGUGUAAUGUGUUUUUCAGUACGAAGCUUUGAGCUCGUUGCGACUCUAUCAUGAGUACUAAUCAAUACGUACAUACAACGUCAUCUUCAUUAAUUAUAUCGAUUGUGGUGCUUCAUCUGCAUCGGGAAUGUUGCUGACUUUGAAACCUUCGUCAGGUCUACAACUUCUUCAAUGCGCACAUUGGGCCGUUCAUGGAGCAAAAUCGCUGUGGCAACCUAGACGCAAGUUCUUGCAACAUCGAGCCCUUUAUUCAGAAGUUGACAACCAGCCGUGUUCUGGGUGACGCGUUGCGUGAUUUCGUGGAGUCUUGGGUACAAAGUUCAAAAAGCUUCGAAGAACUGGUGGCGCAAGACUACAGCACGGAGUCAUCGGCUGCCGCACCCCCGGCAGAGAUUUUCUCGGACGCCAAACGGUUGGAGCGUAUCCAAAGCCGGCUACUAGACGAAAAUUUGCUUCUCGCCGCGGGCAGCACCACCACUGCAGAGACGAUUGCAGGAAAAACAAGCAAAACGCUUCUAGAGGAUGUUGACGGCGGUAGAAGUAGUAGAGAAGCAGCAGCACAAGAAGUGCGCGACAUUCUUGCAGGCUCGGAUGUCUCGGAAUUGCGGGACACGGACCUGGAGGGCGAACUAGUGCAGCACGAUUUGCUCCUUUUGCCGCGGCUGGAAGAUCAAUCCGAAGCCAAAACAAAUCCAACGGGGGAGACAAAACAAGGGACAGAUCAUGCCAGUAGUUUCGCAGAAUUGUCACCUUUUUCGUCGCGAAAAAAACAACUUACGAGCCCCUACCAGUGCCCUCGGUUUCUGAAUAUGCACCUGGAUCUCAUCGCCCAGGGCUCAAACGGGCACUGGAUUUUGCAGACUUUGCGCGACUACGAGUCCGUCGACGAUCGGUUCCAGCUUCAGCACCGUUUUCGACACUGGAUGAACGGGUUUCUGGAGGCACGGGAGAAGCUGCUGCAGAUUAUCAAAGUCAAAAAAGCCCCCACCCCAUAUCGGACACGAAAUUUGUGAUGCUGUAUUUGAGUACACAAAUCGACUUGUAUUGCUAGAAGGCCAAGAGACGCAGCUGCGGCCUGAAUUGCAGGCAAUCUGUCAUGCUGUUUCCCACUUCCAGUUGCCUCCUGUCAUGCUGGAGCUGCAAGCCUUUCCCACGCUAGGCAGCACUACAGUCCGCAUCUUUUGCCUUCUAGCAUCACAAAGCCACAAAUCUGCAUCACAGAUUUCCGUUUUGAUAUGGGGAGGGGGCAUUUUUCCUCACAAUGCAGAUCUGGAAAAUGAGGAAGGACAUCACCGGGAUGCUCGCGCCGCACCGACAGUACAAGUCCAUGGACGACUUUCGCGACUUUUCCCAAAUCGACUGGAACUGGCUACGGCUACCGAACUCGUGGUCGUUGGACCGAGGGCUGAAACGGUGGAACGUCGUUUGCGCCUUGGUGGAGCAAGCCGUGUGGGAAAAAUUUCGCGUCUGGCGCGGGACGGAGUACACCGACGCAAAAAGUAGAACUUCGAAAGGACGAUUUUCGCAGAAGAACGUGAUCCACGUGGCGGAAAUCGGCGUCUUCGUCGGCGAGACGUCACUGUAUUUGCUCAGCCGCUGUUUUCGGCACCUCUACCGAGAGUCGAAUAUCCUGGUCCAGUACCAUCUCAUCGACCCGUGGGAAGUGGAUGCAUUCGGCGGCUUUCUCGACUUCUAUCGUGCGACCAAGGGCUACACGGAGCAAACCGGGCACGACGUGUAUCGAAAUUUAGUGCAGAAGCUCGGGAAUGCAACCAGUUUGUAUGAAACCAGCGACAACGAGGACGUCGCAGGGACCACGCCGGAAGGAACAUCAACAAGCAAGGUAGCGGAAGAUGAGAUUUCGACGGUUGCGGGAGAGGAGCAACGCACGAACUCCGCGCUUUGUUUGAAAAAAAGAAUUAACCACGAGCGCUCCCCCGUUCCGCUUUUCGAGGUCAAGUAUCGCGACCUCCACGGGAAAGAAAUGUGCGCGGGAGAAAAGAUUCCGGAAAAUAGGCCGGGCGUGUUCUUCCACCGGGUCUUUUCGCACCAGGCGAGCAAGAGGCUAAGUGUCCUCGAUGUCCUUUAUGUGGACGGGGAGCACAGUUUUCACGGCGUGCACACGGAUCUGAAGCACUUCGUGCCCCUCACACGGUACGUGGUCGCGGGGCACGACUUUGACUACUACAAAUUUCCGGGGGUCACCAUGGCCGUGUUGAACGCCAAAGUGCCUACCACGGACGCGUUCCGGCAGUACGGAUUCAGGUUUCAACAAGAACUCUACCUCGACUCUGAUACCACUUGGUGGAGUCGACUGAAUAGAAUGAAAUAAAAAAAAGACGACGUCUUGAUGCUCUAUCUAAAAAAAAUAAGACAUUCGAGAACGGAUUGGACUUCGCAAAAAGACGAAGGAAAUAACGCGCGAACCGAUGACGGCCAUGGCUAUGCGUAAUACAUGGUUUAUCAAGAAACCAUGUGUGAAUGUGAUUCAUCAUCUGAAGUUUCUGCUUUCCACUCCUCCCGCAGUGACUCUCAAACAA
This is a messenger RNA of Amoebophrya sp. A120, 3159 nucleotides long. NCBI's taxonomy places the organism in Eukaryota, Dinophyceae, Syndiniales, Amoebophryaceae. The record is from the annotation of a GenBank genome assembly.